This is a messenger RNA of Alternaria novae-zelandiae, 2220 nucleotides long. RefSeq lists its product as uncharacterized. The record is from RefSeq and is a predicted model, not a curated record. Lineage: Eukaryota; Fungi; Ascomycota; Dothideomycetes; Pleosporales; Pleosporaceae. The transcript has 2 exons. Bases 1 to 2220 code for a protein of 739 amino acids.
AUGUCUGGUAACGAGAGCCACAAUGGCGAGGGUCUCCAAUCAGUCCUGCAUUUCGGGAACGAGCGUGUCCUCUCCCUUUCCGAUACCCAUUUCGCCGACGACAGAAUGGGUGCGUUCAGCGCUUUCGUCACCCGAAGGAUGGAUCCCGAGGCCGCAGAGAAUAGCGGCCUGCGGAGAUGGCGCAGACGUGCGAAUACGGUCGCAGGAGGUAAGUUCGUUCCGUCUGGCAAGACUUGCAAGCGUAGCGAUGCUGAUGCGGCGUCGCGCAAAGGUCAAGACGGCCAGGGCGUCAAGGCAUCUUGGGCCAAGCGGGCGGCGAAGGGUCUCUGGGAGCGUGUUCACAACCGUGACGGUCGAUCAAAGCGUGCGGAUGGGACAGGGACUGCGCUGAUGCUCGAGUCGGACAACAAUCUUUCUACGGGGGUGAGAACACAGCUGCUGAUCUCUACCCCUAUGACUUCACAGAUACCUGCACAGUAUACGCAGGAAGGACAGCGUCCCGAGACCGAAUCGUUCUCUCCCAUAGCCAACCCGGUCUCCCCCUCAACGACCAUUACCACCACCCACUUCGGAAGCCCACUGACACGCGUUCCUCAUCAUACACAUGCGAGACGUCCCACACCUGACUGGAUCCCGGCUUCCACAAGCCCCCGUAUCUCGGAGGUCUCUACCGCCAUCGAGUCGCCCUCGGGUUCUGCUCUAUCCGUUGACCCCUACAACGAGCUCAUCGAUAGCAUCGAACGAUUUCAAUUCGCUCUACUUGUGGACUCCAACACCAUUAACAACAUAUGCGGCGACAUACGAGAUGUGCUUGAGAUAGCUAGCAAUAAUCUGCUGACCGUCGGAUGGGACCUACAAAGGCUGCUGGCCAUCUGGCGUAAGGUCACCGGCAACGCAGCGAACGUUACUGUACUUGAGGCGCUAGACCCGUGUGCCCUUGUAAGCAAGAAGCACGUCGCAAAAGUUUGCGUAGACAUGAAGAAAAGUCUUCAGUCCUAUCGCGACUGGGUGGACAUCAUGGCUCGCAACAAAAGGAUAGCCCAAUCUCAGAACGCAAUCAGUCAUGAGUGGUGCGCGGCCUUGAACGACAAGAUGAAAGCGCUCGAUGUGCUCGAAGCGUUGGACUUGGACGAUGUUGCUGCUCAGGUGGAGCUGGUCAUGAGGAAGUACGUCGGUGCUGAGGAGGAAGUCGCGACUCCAGGUGGACCAGCUGCACCUGCCAGCAUGUCCAACACGGCGCUGCCUAGCGUCAUCUCCAGAUACCGCUGCACUUCGCCUUCACUGGGCAAGCGCUUGUUCACCUCACUGUCGCGACCGCGAUGUGGUUCGGCCACCUCGCAAGCAAGCUCGAUCCGCGACAGCCCACGGGCCUCGCAAACAACAUCGCGAUACUCGCAGUUAUGCCAGUCGCCUACGCCUACGCCAUCACUCUCACCAACCUCGGCGUCAUACGGGAGCCGGCCUGCUCCGGCCGUAGCGAGCGCCCCCAGCCAUGCUCAGCCUGUAACAGCUAGCUUGAGGUCGUCUGCGUCUACCACGAAUGCGCCCAACUAUACCCGCCCUACAAAGGCAAGCCUAGGAUGGUGCCAACCAGCAGCCGACAACACAAAGACUACAUCCAGCGCCGCGACAGCUUCUCACUCGCACCGUCUGGCUUCUGCCGUUCACGGUCGCCGGACAAACGGGCUACAACUUGAGACCGGGCCAGAUGACGCCCACAGUGACCCUUCACCCGAUCUCGAACACGCUCCGCCUAUCCCGCCCAAGUCCAUUAGGAGACUGAUACCUAGAGCGUCCUCCCCGUUGCCCGCUCACCCACGCUCGGACUCGGCCCACUCUCUAUCGCUGAACGACGUAGCCACUACUCGGCGUAGUACCUGCUCUUCAAUUUAUACAAACAGCAAGCUUCCGGUGAAGGCCAAUGGCACGAGCAAUCCAGGUUUCCUUCGAUCUGCCAUAGCCGAUGCGCAGACCGUGCAUGACGCGAACACGGCCCGCGUACCUACACCACGACCUAUGCGCGACAAGCUCGCCGUCGGCGUCAAUCACGGCCGGGAUCCCAGCCCCAACACGCAUGAUAUGGCGGUCAGAAUGGACGAGAUACGCGCGAGGAUGAGUCGGAUGACGGCAGACAUGAAGGCAAGGAAGCUGGAAAGACAGAGGAAUGUCUCGACACAAGAUGAACAGACCAAAGCUAGAGAUGAUGCGAACGCCAAGUAA